Marmota flaviventris (yellow-bellied marmot) is the source of this 2985-nucleotide messenger RNA. It is a transcript of the gene Ccdc69, whose product is annotated as coiled-coil domain containing 69. Gene Ontology annotation, cellular component: cytoplasm; nucleus. The record is from RefSeq and is a predicted model, not a curated record. Gene Ontology annotation, molecular function: microtubule binding. NCBI's taxonomy places the organism in Eukaryota, Metazoa, Chordata, Mammalia, Rodentia, Sciuridae.
UUCAGUUUCAGGGUUGAGCCGGCAGCCCUAGCCGGCGGGCGUGGAGCGGGCAGCCGUGCCCGGGACCCCGGGGUCCUCUGGGGGCCCCGGAGUGUGGAGGCGGCGUCCGGGAGCCCCCGGAGGAGGAUGGGCUGCGGACGUAGCAAACUGAGCUGCUGCACAACCCGCAAAAAGAGGCACCAAGAACCAGAUCAUCCACCCAAACCAGAACCACAAGAAUUGGAUCUCCUUAAUAAGGACACAGCUACAGCCACUGCUGUCCAGCCAUGUGCAUCUGAGGAGGCUAAGCAGCAUCAGAAAGACAUUACCAGAAUUCUCCAGCAACACGAAGAGGAAAAGAAGAAAUGGGCAGAACAGGUGGAGAAGGAGCGGACACUAGAGCUUCAGGAGAGGCUGGAAGAGCAGCGAAGAGUCCUGGAAGGAAAACACGAGGAGGCCUUGCAAGUCAUCCAGGCCUCAUUUGAAAAGGAAAAAGAAGCCCUUACCCACUCCUUCCAGGAGGCCAAAGCUGCCCUUCAGGAGACCGUAGCAGGACUGACCUCACAACUGGAGGUCUUUCAGGCCAAGAUGAAGAGGGUAGAAGAGUCCAUUCUGAGGCGAAACUAUAAGAAACACAUUCAGGAUUAUGGGAGUCCCAGCCAGUUCUGGGAGCAGGAGCUGGAGAGCUUGCACUUUGUCAUCGAGAUGAAGAAUGAUCGGAUUCAUGAGCUAGACAAGAGGCUGAUCCUCAUGGAAACAGUGAAAGAAAAAAAUCUGAAGCUGGAGGAAAAAAUCACAACCCUGCAACAGGAAUAUGAGGACCUCCAAGUUCGAGCCCGGAAUCAGGUGGUGGUGUCAAGGCAGCUCUCAGAAGACCUGCUUCUGACCCGUGAAGCUCUGGAGAAGGAGUCGCAGGUUCGGCGACAGCUGCAGCAGGAGAAGGAGGAGCUGCUGUACCGGGUCUUUGGGGCUGACGCCUCUUCUACCUUCGCCCUGGCCUCUGUUACCCCCACAGAGGUCUCUUUCCUUGCCACAUAAGGGGCAGGGUCUGGGCCCACCAUGAUGCCUAUGGUCAUAGCUCCUGCCAAAGACUUUCUGGAAAAGACAACAAGAGCCUACCAGUUCUUUAUCCAGGAAGGAAGAAGGGUAGGAGUGAGUUGGAGAGCCUGGGUCUAUGCCCAGUGUGCCCUGGGGGGGCUUGGGUCACAAAGAUCACCCAUGGGGCAUUGGAGGCCCUGAGUAGUGCCUCUCCUUGAGUUGGCCCAGGGAACGAGCAAGAAGAAGCCUUUCCUCCCUCUGCCUUCUGUCUGUCUAUGUCAGGAAAGUUCUGAGGCUUUUCCCAGGGGCAGCCUGUGCCACUUUGGCCAUCUGACAGAGGAGACAACCUCUGGCCCCAGCUCAUCAGCUUUGCUGCCAACUCACUGACUUGCCAACUUCACCAGGUGUUCUACUUCUGCCCAGGCCUUCUCUUAGCCUCAGUUUACCCUGCCCCAAGAUGAUUGCAGUCACUAUCAAAUGACUGAAGUCACUUAAUGUCCAAUUCUAGGAUUGUCUGAAGGUCUGACUAAGGGCUGGGAGUUAGACACAUCCUGUGGAUCAGUGAAAAAGCCAAUGACUGGAAGGGAGUCUCGGAAGGCCCUGAGGGCUAGCAGGACCAGGUUGCCACCCUGGCCAGCCUCACUCCUGGUAUCAGACUCUGGUCGGCCCAGGACCAAUGGCCAGAACUCCUCCGUCUUUGGCAGACAUGGCUCAUCCCCAACCCUCCUGGUCCUUCAGUCUCAGUGCCAUUUUACUGGGUCUGAGGACCCUCAACAGGCAGAGAUUCAACCUCAUCCCUCUACAGAUGAGGAAACCAGAAGGGGAGCAGACCCCACAGUCAGGACUGGGACCUCGCCUGUCUGUCUGGGAAGAUCAGAUCCAUGACAGCCUUUCUCCUCCUUCCUCUACCUUCGCCUGCCCUUCCAGGCUUUCCUGCACUCCUCCUUCUGCCACCCCUGAUCCAAGGCCCCAGGCUUCCAUGUGGUCCUCCGCUCCUCCAUCAGUAAAGGGGUGGCUGGAGUGACUGACCUCAGCAGGAUGACAGCAUGUAGAUUCUAGUCUUUUCUCAGGAAGCUUCAGGUCAGCUAGAGACUAAUAAUAAUCCCUGCACCGAGCAUGUUCAUCAGAGUGCUUCCUCACACCCCUCCCUUGCGUGGUGUUCUCCCUCCUUAGCAGGCAGAGCAAACAGAACACAAGAGCCAAAGGAUCUUGCCUGAGGCCCCCAGCUCCAGCCACAGACCCUGAACCAGAUGGUGGGAAAAGUCAGUCCACAUCUUCCAUCAGAUAUUCUGUGGUGGCAUCUUCCCCGACCACCUCUUUCAUUCCCUUGGAUACAAUCUCCAUCCAAUUCCACUCUAGAAAUUCAGAUGUGUCUGCGUUUCUCCCUUUCCCUUGCUAAGCAGGGAAGAGAGUGGGCUCGGGGAGUGUGGAGCUGUUUUCCCAGCCUUGGCAAAUCAGGUUCUCUAGGGGCCCUGAGGCCAGCUCUGGAAUGACAUGCUCAUGGAAUUUUUCAUGCAACUUUUUUUCAUAGUGUGUCCAUGUUACACUAGUCUGUUGGACAUUGAUAGGCAUGACUGAAAAAGAAUCCGCUGCACAGAAUCUUGGGAAGCUCUAGGUUCAAUCAAGUUAAACAAAUCUGCACCCUGCAGGACUCUCAAUAACUUAAACAUGCUAGUGCAUUGCAAUUCUCCAAGAAGGGGACCAAGUCCCCAGCAUCUUCCAAACUUCUUUGAUGAAGCUUCUACUCUCCACCGUCACCCCGACCCCCUGAAAGCACUUGAGGCUGCAGAAUGCACUUUAGAAAGCAUCUUCUGAAUCAAGAGGGGCAGGGCUGAGGAAGGGGUACGUUGUGGUGAGCGGGGGCUUCCUUUGUGUACCCUGUAGUAGGUGUGAAUGGAAAUCAACUCUGGUCAUACCUUUACUCUGGGGCCAACAAGCUAUGGAAACUAAAACAUGCAAUAAGUUAUU